Culex quinquefasciatus (southern house mosquito) is the source of this 4445-nucleotide messenger RNA. RefSeq lists its product as uncharacterized. Gene Ontology annotation, biological process: DNA integration. Lineage: Eukaryota; Metazoa; Arthropoda; Insecta; Diptera; Culicidae. The record is from RefSeq and is a predicted model, not a curated record. Gene Ontology annotation, molecular function: nucleic acid binding.
CAAACCUAACAAUUGGCGACGAAGAAAAUACAAGCCUACGCAAGAAGAUGUCUCCGGAGUUUGAAGCGAACCUUUUGAAAAUUUUGGAGAACCAGUCAAAGCUUCUUCAAGAACUUGCGGCUGCUCGAAUUACGGAAGCUCAACCGGCGGACAACGGCGGUGGGGACGGUAGUUUGCCAGCAAACCAGCAGAGACCGGUCCACCCUACCCGUCCGAACCAGACCGAGUUCGUAAUCGAGUCCCUGUCAAGCGGGAUCCGGGAAUUUUGCUACGACCCGGAAGCAGGAGUCACGUUUGAAGCCUGGUUCGCCAAAUACGAAGAUCUUUUCGCGGAGGACGCUCAAAAUCUGGACGACCCGGCAAAGGUCAGACUCUUGCUACGCAACCUCAACACCGUGGCUCACAAGAAGUAUCUGAGCUACAUUUUACCAAACAAACCGAAAGAUGUCGAUUUCAAAGAAACCGUCAAGACCCUGAAGUCCAUCUUCGGUCGUCACACGUCGCUCUUCAAUUCACGGUACCAGUGCCUGCAGCUACAGAAGAAUCCGUCCGACGAUUACUUCACGUACGCUGGCAUCGUGAACGAGAAGUGCGAGGAGUUCCAGCUGGACAAGAUCGACGCGGACCAGUUCAAGUGCCUGUUGUUCGUGUGCGGCCUGAGUUCAUCAAGAGAUGCGGACGUUCGUACGUCACUGCUGUCCAAGAUCGAGAGUGCCAAUCCUGCUGCGCCGAUGACCCUGCGUUCGUUGGCCGAGGAAUGUCAGCGACUCUUAAAUCUGAAGCGGGACACCGCCAUGCUCGAGAGGACCAAGCCCACCGUAUCAGCUGUCAAACAGCCACCUAGGACCAAGAACGCCCCGCCUGCUCAGCAGCCAGCCGAAACUCCGAACUCACCGUGUUGGAGAUGUGGGGAAAUGCACUAUUCGAAGAAUUGCCCAUUCAUCCAACACGAGUGCAAGUCCUGCAAGAAGGUCGGACAUCGUGAAGGAUACUGCGCCUGCUUCAAUUCAAAAUCCGGACGGAAGAAAAAGAAGCAGACUACAGCCAAGGCGCAGGGGAUCUACUCCGUCAACCAGGUCAGCAUCGCAGACAGAAGGAAGUUCGUCACGGUGGAGCUGAACGGAAUGCCAGCACGACUGCAGUUGGAUAGUGCCGCGGACAUCAGCGUGAUCUCAGCGGACGUCUACAAGCAACUCGGUUGUCCAGCCGGCGAUCCGCCGUCCAUCAACGUGGUCAACGCUUCUGGAGAUGACAUGGGACUGGAGUUGGAGAUCAUCUGUACCAUAACCCUCAACGACGUUGUCAAGCAAGGGAGGUGCUUCGUAUCUCGGACUAACGAUUUGAACCUGUUUGGAGCUGAAUGGAUCGAGCUUUUCGGACUGUGGGACGUACCGUUCAACGCGGUGUGCAACCAGGUCUCCAUGAAAACGUAUCCCAAGUCGGCAGAACUGGUCAACCGUUUCAAGGAGAAGUACAGCACCAUCUUCAGCGAGAGUCUGGGACUCUGCACCAAGAAGAAAGUGUCGUUCACCCUCAAGCCUGGUGCCAAGCCGAUUUUUCGCCCGAAGCGACCCGUUCCGUACGCAUCGGUUGAGAAAAUUGAAGCUGAACUGGACCGUCUUCAAAGUCUUGGGAUCAUCACACCAGUCUCGUACUCGGAGUGGGCCGCUCCGAUCGUGGCUGUACGCAAGCCCAACGGCAAGGUGAGGAUCUGUGCAGACUAUUCCACUGGACUCAACGACGCGCUGGAGCCGAACCACCAUCCGCUACCCCUGCCUCAAGAUAUCUUCGCAAAGCUGGCCGACAAGAAGAUUUUCACCCAAAUCGAUCUGUCGGACGCCUACCUGCAAGUCGAUGUCGAUGAGGAGUCGCGGAAGAUGCUGACAAUUAACACGCACAAGGGUCUGUUCCAGUUCAAUCGCCUGUCGCCGGGAGUCAAGCCUGCACCUGGCGAGUUCCAACACAUCGUGGACAGCAUGAUUGCGGAUCUGGACGAUACGAGCUGUUAUCUGGACGACAUCAUCGUGGCGAGCAACUCUCUGGACGAGCACAUCGAGCAGCUUCAUCGCCUGUUCGCCCGCAUCCAGGAGUAUGGGUUCCAUUUGAAGAUCGAGAAGAGCAAUUUCUUCAUGCAGCAGAUCAAGUACCUGGGCUUCAUCGUCGAUUCCGAUGGAAUUCGACCUGAUCCAGAGAAAGUCAAGCCGAUCGUCAACAUGCCUGCCCCACACGAUGUUCCGACACUGCGCUCAUUCCUUGGUGCGAUCAACUAUUACGGCAAGUUCGUCAAGUCCAUGCACGAGCUUCGCCAUCCGUUGGACGCUCUGCUCAAGAAGGAUGCCAAGUGGAACUGGAGUCCUGCCUGUCAGCGGUCGUUCGAGGAGUUCAAGCGGAUUCUGCAAUCAGAGUUGCUGUUGACCCACUACGACCCAAACCAGGAGAUGAUAGUUGCCGCUGACGCCUCGCAGAAAGGAAUUGGUGCGGUUCUUCUACCGUUUCCUGACGGUACGAUCAAAGCAGUGUGCCAUGCUUCCCGGACACUCACGGACGCUGAGAAGAACUAUGCCCAAGGCGAGAAAGAGGGCCUUGCCCUGGUUUUCGCCUGCACCAAGUUUCAUCGGAUGAUUUUCGGCAGAAGAUUCACGCUACAAACGGAUCACAAGCCGUUGCUGGGAAUUUUUGGAACGAAAAAGGGCAUUCCAGUUCACACGGCGAAUCGACUCCAGCGAUGGGCACUCACACUGCUGCUGUACGACUUCCAGAUCGAGUUCAAGGCAACAGACAGCUUUGGGUACGCUGAUGUUCUGUCACGUUUGAUCGGCGAGCACACCAAGCCGGACGAGGACUACGUCAUCGCCAGUCUGCAGCUCGAGAAAGACGUCCGAAGCAUCCAGGCGGAAUCCGUGGCAGCUCUACCAGUUACUCAUCAGCUGAUCCUGCAAGAGACGAAGCGCGACAAGACACUCCAGGCCGUACUCAAGCAACUUCGUGACGGAUGGUCAACCAAAGCAUCAUCUGGAGAGUUCCUGCAGUUCUACAAACGACGGGAAUCGCUAUACGAAGUGGACGGCUGCGUGAUGUUCUUGGACCGAAUCGCCAUUCCUGAGAAGUUACGAGCUCCUGUCCUGAAGCAGUUGCACGCUGGUCACCCGGGAAUGCAGCGGAUGAAGUCGAUCGCGAGAAGCUACGUCUACUGGCCAAACAUCGACGCUGAGAUUGAAGACUACGUGCGGAAAUGUUCGCGCUGUGCUGCUGCGGCAAAAGCUCCAGUCAAGACAACUCUUUCCUCGUGGCCGAUUCCAGUUCAACCAUGGACGCGCUUGCACCUGGACUAUGCUGGACCCAUCCAAGGAAAGUUCUUUCUGGUGAUCGUCGACACACACUCGAAAUGGCCAGAGAUCUUCGCAGUCAACAACUCCACGGCUUCAACCACUGUCAGCAAGCUACGAGAGUGUUUCGCAAGAUUCGGAUGUCCAGUCUCCGUGGUCACGGACAACGGAACGCAGUUCGACUCCGAGCUUUUCGCCAAGUUCUGCCGCGAGCUUGGUAUCGAGCACAUCAAGACACCACCAUUCCACCCGCAGUCUAACGGACAAGCAGAGAGGUUUGUCGACACACUGAAGCGAGCUCUUUUGAAGAUUGGCGGUGAGGACAUUGAUGCUGCUCUACAGACUUUCCUGCAAACCUAUCGCUACACACCAAAUGCGGUUUUACCCGACAACAAGUCACCUGCUGAAGCUUUGUUGGGGAGGAAAGUGCGCACCGUCUUCGACCUGAUGACGAAACCAACACCUGACAUGCCGCUCAUCAACCAACGCCAGAACGAACAGUUCAAUCGCAAACAUGGAGCCAAGAAACGCACGUUUGCGGCAGGUGAGGAAGUUUACGCUGAAAUCCACAUCCGCAACGAAAAGUAUUGGGCCAAAGGUGUGGUGAUCGAGCGCAAAGGACAGGUGGUGUACAACGUGCUACUGGACGAUCCACGACGUCGAGGAUUGAUUCGGUCGCAUGCAAACCAACUGCGAUCGCGAGCAGCAGCUGACGAACCAGUAGUUCAAGCCGAGACCGACCUACCACUAAACGUGCUGUUGGAAGAGUUUGGCGUGAACCGGACUGGAGUUGAAACACAUGCUGAUCCUGUUGGAGGGGAGCUUGAAGAGAUGCCGCUCGAGCAGACAACAGUCGCUGAGGAUCUACUUUCGGUUCCUGAGGAGGUGAUGGCCGUUCCAGGACCGUCACGUCCACCAAACCCGGCACCUGUGGAAGCGAAAGCUGUUGCAGGGCCAUCCAGACCGCGAUACGUUUGCGUUCCAAGACCAAACGUAGACGUGCCUGCUCCAAGGCCGAUCGUGCGGAAGAGAGGAAUUGAACCUGUAAGCCCAGGACGAGGACCAUCCGGCAGAAAACGACGCCUUCCAUCGCACUUCCAUCACUACGAUCUCUUCUAG